Trichomycterus rosablanca is the source of this 1913-nucleotide messenger RNA. Its product is annotated as cyclic GMP-AMP synthase. The transcript is spliced from 6 exons. The record is from RefSeq and is a predicted model, not a curated record. Gene Ontology annotation, cellular component: site of double-strand break; nucleus; cytosol. Gene Ontology annotation, molecular function: 2',3'-cyclic GMP-AMP synthase activity; double-stranded DNA binding; chromatin binding. The coding region runs from base 1 to 1509 and encodes 502 amino acids. Gene Ontology annotation, biological process: negative regulation of double-strand break repair via homologous recombination; DNA damage response; positive regulation of type I interferon production. NCBI's taxonomy places the organism in Eukaryota, Metazoa, Chordata, Actinopteri, Siluriformes, Trichomycteridae.
AUGGAGAACUCACCUCUGAAGGAAUUGAUGAUUGACAGUGAGGAAAUCUCAUUACCUGAUAAGGCCUACAAAAAUCAGACUUUACCUAAUGCUAUUCGAAAGAAGCGUCAACCUUGUAAAGGUGACCCUAAAGACGUAGAUGCAGAAGAAUCAGCUGAAAAGGAUUUGCCUAUUUCUGCCGAGCUCGACCGUUGGAUAAGGCAGCGAGGCCGAGACUUACGCCUGCGUCUAGCUGACCGGCAACAUGCUGUAAAAUUGGUCAAUGAUCUAAAAAAGGAUUUGCUAAAGUUUCUUAAAGAAAAUGAGGAGCAGCCUUUCUUCAGAGAUGUCUCAGUUCUUAAUAGUGGGAGCUAUUAUGAAUUAGUGAAGAUUAAUAAAGCCAAUGAGUUUGAUAUCAUGUUGAAACUAAACACACCACGAAUACAGUAUGGAGAGCUGAUGAAAUAUGAUGGUCUAUUCUAUACAAUUUCCCUCUGCCGACCUCCACGCGGUGAAAUACGUGCAUUUCUUCUAGAAGAUGGACUAACCAUAUCAGCCAGCAAAAUAAUAAAGGAAAUGCAUUGCUUGGUUCGAAAAUUCAUCAGCAAACAUCAAGUGUAUGCUGGUAAAGGUCACUGGGUGGUGUGCAGGAAAAGAGUUAACUCUCCAGCUGUGACCUUGGCUUUCCUGGAAGAUGGGGACAAAGAGAAUGAGUUACUGUCUGUGGAUAUUGUUCCUGCCCUAGAGGUGCCACAAGGAUGGCCAAAAGCUGCACGAGCUGGCCCGGUUGUGGACAAUUGGCUUGGAAAGAAUGCAAGACGCAAAAUUGUUGCCAAGCCUGUUUAUUUUGUCCCAAAGAGACCAAGACAGAGAAACCUCUGUGAUACUGAAAAAGAGAGCUGGAGAAUAUCCUUUUCUCAUAUUGAAAAAGAGAUGAUCAGGUUCCAUGGCAACAAGAAGACAUGUUGUGAGGGUAAACCAAAUGAAUGUUGCCGAAAACUGUGUUUGCGACUUCUGAAGUGCUUGCUUGAGGGGCUGAAGCAUAAAUAUCCCAAAGAACUCGACCCUCUCUGCUCCUACCAUGGAAAAACUGCCUUCUUUCACCAUCUCUCUGCCAGAUUUGAAGACUCACUGUGGACUCCUGGCCAGCUAUCCACCUGCUUCAUGAAGCUGCUGGUAGAUUUUCAUCAUGCUGUGCAAGUUGGCUCACUUCCCCAUUUCUUUGUUCCUGACCACAAUCUCUUCUCUCGGUCCAGCUUUCCCAAGCACUCUCUCCAGGUUUUAAGUGAUGCUUUAAGGGAACAGAUUGAUUCAGGGCUUCCUCUACUGCAGGUCCCAAAACCUGCCCCAGCAAUCUGCUAUGCAACUGCUGCACAAUUGCAGCCUCAACAAACUUUUCUAAAACCAGACACACUUACUCCUGAAACAUGUGACAUGUCAUGCAAGACCCAGUCUUUUUUUCAUAUGUCUAUUAUUUGUGUUAGCUGUGUUAUAUUUUUGGUCGUAGGUGCACUUUAUGCAAAAAUGUAAUUUAAUAGACAACAUAAAUCCACCUCCAAAUGGUUGAAAGGUCCAUCUGUAUGCAAGUAAAUGCUUGUAAAAGUACCUACAAUUUAAAAUAUAAAUGCAUUGCUUUGGUGCAUCUUUUAGAACAGGGUAUUGUUUGUUCAACAUUUAAUAAUCACAGCAACAGUUACUACUGCUAACAUGAGAGGUGUAUAAGAAAUCAUUAUUGAAAACACUAUUACUGGGACGCUGCAACCCCAAUAAUUAGGAAUAAUUAAAGUUUUUUUAGAUUACUUUUUUUAGAUUAUAAUUUUUUUAGAUUAAAGUUGUUCAUGACAACACUUAAAUUACCUAAAUGUAAUCAAUUCCUUAAAAUGUUUUGCGAUGUACAACUUCUAUGCUGGGUGGUGACAUUUUGUUAUUGUUAU